Molecule: messenger RNA, 594 nt
Organism: Plasmodium gonderi
Lineage: Eukaryota; Apicomplexa; Aconoidasida; Haemosporida; Plasmodiidae
Exons: 3
Coding region: 1-594 (197 amino acids)
Source: RefSeq, a predicted model, not a curated record
AUGAAAACUUUCUUUUUUUUUUUUUUAAUUGUUCUUUUAAAAAAUGUAAUUUGCGAAGUCAAAGAAUUGAGUUAUCAUGAAUUUUAUCGAAUGUUAAUGAUAGAAAAAAAUGACAAAAAAAAAAAAAUAUAUUCUCUAGAGAAUAGGACAAAUUUUAAAAAUACAUAUUAUUUUCAAGACUUCUUAUAUUUGAAGACUAACAAUGAUUUUGUUCUUUAUGUCUAUGCAAAAUGGGACACUGAUUCGAACAACCUGAUAACGGUUUUUAGAGAAGUUGAGAGAAUUAUAACAGAAAAUAAAAUAAAAAUAGAUUUCUACAUUUUUAACAUUGACAACGCCAAGGGCUUGUGUAAUUCUUUAAACAUCACCACCUUGCCUGUAAUGCUGUAUGUUUCAUCCGUUCAUAGGAAGAAAUACAACUCUUUACUUUAUAAAGUUUUGAGUUCAAGUAAAGAUGUUAAAAUAAGUAACGCCUUCAGGUACAAUGGCGACAUGUACUGCUACGAUUAUAUUGUGGAAUGGAUAGAAGCACAUCACUAUUUUACCAAGACAGUUUUGUUAAUAAAAAAAAUAUUUCAAUGGAAGAAAAAAUAA